Molecule: messenger RNA, 5394 nt
Organism: Hyla sarda
Lineage: Eukaryota; Metazoa; Chordata; Amphibia; Anura; Hylidae
Product: oocyte zinc finger protein XlCOF22-like
Exons: 5
Coding region: 1205-3394 (729 amino acids)
Biological process (GO): regulation of transcription by RNA polymerase II
Molecular function (GO): RNA polymerase II cis-regulatory region sequence-specific DNA binding; DNA-binding transcription factor activity, RNA polymerase II-specific
Source: RefSeq, a predicted model, not a curated record
UCACUUUGUCCGAUAUUUUUGGGCACAGGAAAUAGAUUUUGGCCAUUGCUAACAAUCUUAUUGUUUCUUACAUCUUUACCAUUCCUUUUUUGUACCUAUAAAAAAUAUAUCUAAUUGUUUCAUAUGGAAAACUGCUUUUCUUUUCAUUUGCAAGUUUUUUUUAGUUGUUUUUUUUUUUUUUUACUUUUUAUGUCUUUUUAAACGUUCUUAUUCUCUACCUUAUUCUCUCUCUCCCACUCUUUCACUCUGGCUGAUCUUUUUUUUUUUUGCAAUCAGACAGGAGUAGUAAUCUUUUUUUAGACCUGGUCGGGAGAUGGUUUAGAUUUGCGUUUUUUUAUUUUGCGCCAGUUGCAGCAAAAUGUGCGCAAAAAUAAAAAACAUGCAGAUAAUAAAUUUGUGACCACUGCAUCCGUCACUUUAAAAAAUGGUCUAGCAACACCAAAAUGUCAAAAUGACGGAUUUUAGAAUUUGGAAAAAAAAAACUAAAAAAAACCCUGAAAUUAGGGCAAAAAUAAAAAGAAAUUGCAAAUGUAGACCAAAAAAAAAAAAAAAAGCAAUAGAACACAAUGAUAAAUAACCCCCACCAUGUCCAAAUACAGAGCCAGCCACAGUGCCCCCAUAGCAGUUUCAGCCAUAAUGUCUUCAUUAGAGUAAGGUCACAGAUACCGCAUCGGCAGCGUAUUUCACUCUGCAGAAAAUACACUGCAGAUCUGCUACUACCAGACACACAGGGAUACCCCUCCGCAGCCCUGUGUGUGCAGUAAAGUUUGGAGGCUGGGUCACGCAUCACAGUCACUAGAGGCAGAGAGCUCAUUCUAGUGACUGACUUUGGCGCUAAUGAGCAGCGUGCAGUACCCGGUAUGUGUGACCCUGCUCUAACAGUGUUAUCAAAACAGACCGCAGCAGUACUCACAUAACUGUAUAUAUCCUCUUAAGCUACCAAAUGAAGGGAAAGUGUCUGAAACAACUGUGACCAUUUAUUCCUCUAUACUGAAGGGGGGUGGGGUCACUUUUGAGGACAUUCUUUUGGACCAGCUAAAGAAUGGACUCCAGCACUGCUUGAUUGAAGAAGUCUUUGAGUUAUGGUGUAACUGUAUAACGGAUGAUGCAUAAGCUGGGUAACAUAACCAUUAUUUUUAUAUCCAAAUCCAAAACUUUUACAAUUAGAGAUUCCAAAACUUGGAGAGAAUAACAAAGGCAUCUUAUGAGAAGAACACUUCUGGCAAAAUAUAUAAAGCACCUUCUGCAGAUGGGGAAAUAUCCCAGCCAACUAACUGAGAGAAUAUUAAACAUCACCUUGGAGAUCAUCUUCCUGCUGACCGGAGAGGAAUAUGGACCUGUUGAAAAAUCUAAUGAGAACCUCAUGCCUAUUAGUAACCUCCAUGUGUCGGAAGGAUGUAGCAAUACUUCGCACCCCAAAGAGCUGUCAGCUCCCACACUACAUCAUGAGAAGAGCAACGAGCACAAAAUCCUGAAACUUGCCAACAAGAUCACUGAGCUGCUGACUGGAGAGGUUCCUAUAAGAUUUAAGGAUGUUGCUGUCUAUUUCUCUAUGGAGGAGUGGGAGUAUUUAGAAGAGCACAAGGAUCUCUACAAGGAUACUAUGAUUACAUUAUCGGAUUUGUCUCCAUAUGAAUUUGAAGAAUUCUAUACACCUGUUUCUUCACCACUUUAUAUGACGAAUGAACACAGUUAUACUGUGAAAGAAGUAGAAAGAAGUCCAUCAGUGGAUGAACACAAUAUGACAAUUCACUGUCACACUGCUGAAAAGAAACCAACUUCUUAUAAGGCAAGAUGUCUCAACAGCAGCAUUUAUUUCCCGACAGAUCCUAUAGAACAACAUACACCAAUUAACAUCGGGGGAUUGUGUUAUGAGAAGGGAGAUAAAAACUAUAUUAAUUACCUACGCUCUAUACUUUUAGAUCAUGCAUAUUCAAUUACUGCAAGGUCUAGUUUACUAUUGGUUGAGAAAAUAUACUUUACAAACAGUGAUAUUCACACACCGGAGCAUCUGACUGCUCAGUUUAAGGAGGAACCAAAUUUACAUGAUGGAGAAAAGAUUGAGAAACCAAAACUACUAGAUGGAGAAAGUCUAACGUACUCUGACCUCCAAACUCCUGAGGGUCCUGUACAAUAUACAACUGUACAUAUUAAGGAGGAAACCAAUGACAUGCAAGAAUAUCAAUAUUCUCAUAUUAAAGUAGAACCAGUUUCAUGUGAUGUAUCAAAUCUCACGGACACUGAUUUUCGUACAUCCACAGAUCUUAAACAAGUUCCAAUUUCUAUUAAAGAGGAACCAGUCUCAUAUGACUCUCUUGAAAACACAGCCAUUUAUACUCCCAUGUACCAUGCACAACAAUAUACAGCUUAUCAUUUCCAAGAUGAGCGACUUCCAGGAACUGACAUUUGUGUACCUACAGAUACACAACCUUUAAAUAGGAGCAAAGCAGAGAUUGAGAUCUGUUUACCAACAGAUACACCACAUACGCAUCAAAGCAAAGAGGUCCAUAAAAAACAAGUUCAGCCACAUAAAGACAAGCCAUUUUUAUGCACUGAAUGUGGGAAACGUUUUCAGUGUAAAUCGGGACUUUCUACUCACAAGAGAAUUCACAUGUUUAGAAAGAGGUACUCUUGCACCGAAUGUGGAAAAUCUUUCCUCAGUCAUCACUUUCUUAUAAAACAUCAGGAGAUACAUUCUGGAGAAAAAACAUAUUCUUAUUCAGAGGGUGGCAAGGGUUUUUUAAAAGCAUCAAAUCUCACUGUUCAUCAAAAAAUCGAUGGAGGGGAAGGCCCAUUUUCCUGUGACACAUGUGGAAAUUGUUUCCCUGACAACUCGAAUCUUAUCCAGCAUCAGAAAAUUCACGAACUUCAGAAACCGUUUGCAUGCACGGAAUGUGACAAAUGGUUUUCUAGAAAGUCUGAACUUGUUGAUCAUCAGAGACUUCACGCAGGAGAUAAACUUUCCUGCUCUUACUGUGGGAAAUCUUUCAUUAAAGUUCAAAACCUUUUGAACCAUCAAAGGCUGCACACAGGGAAGAAUCCCUUCACUUGUAUAGAAUGUGGAAAGCUUUUCACCAGUAACACCUAUCUUAUGCGCCACAUGGCGCUGCAUACAAGGAAGAAGACUUCAUAUCCUUGUCCGACCUGUGAAAAAUAUUUUAAUAGUAAUUUAGAUCUUAUUAUACACCAGAGAAUCCACUCUGGGGAGAAAUCAGGGACUAAUUCUGAAUGGCGGAAAUGUUUUAUCCGUAAAUUAGGUUUUGUUAUACAUCAGAGGAAUCAUGCCAAAGCAAAGACUUUCUCAUGUCCUGAAUGUAAAGAACGCUUUGUAAAGAAGAUACAUUUAUUCCAUCACCGUAAAGUUCACAGGGAAGAGAAAUCUGUGAGUGCAUAGAACAAGAAAUUUCCAAUAGAAAGAAUAUUUUUAUUUUUCUAAGAAUCAGAUUGUAACAUUAGAUUUGAAAAAAGGUAUGUGAGUUGUAUAUAUUUUGAAAGACGGAACCUUAGGGUGCGUUUACCCUGUUUUUGUCUCUGUUUUACAGUUUCCAGCACAGUACAUUUAAUCUCUUGCUUUAUGCAAAAACAUGUCAACUACACUACUGUGUACACAAAAAGGUAUGUUAUGGUCAAAGUUUUUAAAUUUGUUUUUGUAUAAUUAAAGUCAAUGGGAAACAGAUGGCAUACAACAGCAUCCAUUCUUAGCAUCCAUUUAUGUAAUAUGCUAAAAAAAAAAAAAAAUACUAAUUAUAUGUUCAAUGGAAAGAAAAAUGCAGUGUGAAUGCACCCACAUUGGCUUCUCCAGUCAAUGGUGACCAAGUACACAAUUCUUUGACAGGAGAAACUGUCUUAGGCUUUGUUCACAUUUGAAACAUGCACAAUUUCCCGGGUAUAGGUAAGAUAACCUGCAGGUAAAAUAUGCCAACAUACACUACAGCCCGACCAGGUCCAUUGAGUUUUAUGGACUGAUUGUAGUCUGCUAGUGACUACAUUCAGCUCAUUACUGAAUGUAAUGUGUUAUGUGGGAGUCAAACAAAAAGGCUUGCCUCAGUAUAGAUCAGUAUACCUUUCUGCUGGUAUGCCAAUGUAUUCCUUAAAUGUAGUGCACUAGCCUUAGUGCUCAUGUCUGUCCUUUUGGUGCUGAACACUUGUGUAUAGUAGGCAAUCUAAAAUGUAUUUUACUAUACAGUUAUAUACACACUUAGUAUCUAUGUAGAUUAUGCAAGCAAAUCUACAUUUAAUAAUAAUAAUUCUUUAUUUAUGUAGCACCAACAUAUUCUGCAGUGCUUUUACAUCACUCAAGUAAAUCAGGUGACUGGCUGUGCGGGCCGUCACUGCUGUUUAGCUCGAGCAUGUCUUCAGAGGUGGGGGCCCAAGCACUCAGAGGAGAAGCAGCAAGUGAGUUGAGUGGGGAGAGACAGGGCCUGUUCAAGAGAUUGCAGGGGAUCCUAUGAUCCCCUAUGGAUAGAGGAUAUUUUAUCGAAACCGACUGAUCUGAAGGUGCGUAGCAUCAGGGGGGGGGGAGCCGGGCCAGCACGCACAGAGGGUAAGGACACAAGGAAGAGGAUCAGGCAGGCAGCAAAGCCACAGGAACUGAGUUGUGUCAGUGUCACUGUAUGCGAUGUCUGUGGCGCGGCUCAUACACCACUGCUGUUCAAUCCCAGUCUAGUCAGUCCAACAUCUGUGGUGGCGACCUUUGCGUUACUCUCAGUGUGGCAAUAAUAGGAAACUGUGGCGUCCUUCUAACUGAUCAUCUGGUUGGCUCACUGUGAUUCUUCCCGGCAGAUUGUCAGUUCGAGCCCCCACACAGGAGAAGAAAAUAGAAAAGGCCUUCCUGGAACCUUGAGUAGCAGUCUCUUGUACAGAAGAGGCGUUGUUGGUGUUACUGUACAAACCUGCCACUUGGAACAAGUGCCUAAGACAAGCCUAAAGGGCACGAUUCAAAAGUCUUUAGUUUGAUAUCUCUAAUGUUAUAGGUUAACAAUGAAAUAAAUAUAGUAACAAAGUUUAUGUUCUUUAUAUUGUGUUGAAGGUAUUAUUCAGCCAGUAUGUAGCAAAUAUUAGAGUUGCUAAGUAAGCAUUGCUGGAGAACUGCCCAAGUUACUCAAAAGACGUUUAGACAUCUGGACCCUAUGUGGUCAUUCAGAUGACCUCACUUAUCCUUUUGGGCAAAAUUAAAUCUGUGCUGUGGGACUAAUAUUUGUUACUGUGGUCGAAUGGACAAAGCAUUUGUCUUAUUGUCAUCAAAAAAUGUAGUGCAUAUGCCUUAGGGAUGAGUGAUAUGACCAAAUAUGUGUAUCACUGUAUUUUUCUAACUUAUGGCGGUUCUUCGGUAUAUAACGAUAUUCCCCCCCCCCCCAAAUCAUGUGCUGCGCCCCCCCCCCAAAAAAUUUUUUU